Messenger RNA from Chaetomium fimeti, 1350 nucleotides. Its product is annotated as TLC domain-containing protein. Gene Ontology annotation, cellular component: membrane. The transcript is spliced from 4 exons. Lineage: Eukaryota; Fungi; Ascomycota; Sordariomycetes; Sordariales; Chaetomiaceae. Gene Ontology annotation, molecular function: sphingosine N-acyltransferase activity. The record is from RefSeq and is a predicted model, not a curated record. Gene Ontology annotation, biological process: ceramide biosynthetic process. Bases 1 to 1350 code for a protein of 449 amino acids.
AUGAACGGGCCGCUCUAUAAACAAGCGAACAGCAACGUCGUCCUCGUCCGCCGCGUCAAGAGGAAGAACGAAGGCCCCAUGAAGCAGCUCACCCGCUGGUUUGUCAACAACCAGAUUGGCUUCUCCUUCAACCUCCUCGCCCUCCUCUUCCUUGCCCACGGCAUGCCCCGCGCGCGGGACUACACGGCCAAAUACUUCAACCUCUCAUACUACAACCCGGGCACCGGGAACUACGGGCUGGGCUGGGCGGAUGGCCAUGUCGUCUUGUUCUGCAUCGUCCUCCUUACCGGCUUGCGCGCCGCGACCAUGGAGUACAUUCUCGCGCCGUUCGCCAAAUCCCAGGGCAUCUCCAAGAGGAAAGACAUUACUCGGUUUAGCGAACAGGCGUGGAUGUCGGUCUACUACGCAUUCUUCUGGCCCCUCGGUUUGUACAUCUACUGCCAGUCGCCCGCCUACUUCAACCUGCGAGAGCUGUGGACGGGUUGGCCCGACCGCGAGUUGACCGGGCUCAUGAAAGGCUACAUGCUCGCGCAGCUGGGCUUUUGGCUGCAACAGAUGAUCGUCAUCAACAUCGAGGAGCGCAGGAAGGACCACUGGCAGAUGUUUACCCACCACAUCGUCACUAGCAUCCUCAUCUACACCUCGUACCGGUACGGCCACACGCGCGUUGGCAACCUCAUUUUGGUCCUGAUGGAUGUGUCCGACUUGGCCCUAGGGCUUGCCAAGUGCCUCAAAUACCUCGGCUACCACACCAUCUGCGACGUCAUGUUCGGCGUCUUCAUGGUCUCGUGGCUGGCGGCGCGCCACUUCCUGUACCUGGCCGUGUGCUACUCGGUGUGGGCGCACACGCCCAACAUCAUGCCGACGGGCUGCUUCAAGGGAUCACGCGACAACCUCGUGGGACCGUUCGACCCCCCCAAGGACCAGGGCUUCACCUACCUGCUGGAGCCGCUCUGGGACUCGGAGGGCACCUUCUGCUACAACGAGACGGUCAAGUGGUCGUUCCUGUCGAUGCUGCUGUUCCUGCAGUGCCUGACCAUCAUGUGGUUCUUCCUGAUCGUGCGCGUCGCCGUCAAGGUCAUCAAGGGCGCGCCCGCCGAGGACGUGCGCAGCGACGACGAGGGCGAGGUCGAGGGCGAGGGCGAGGUCGAGGACGAGGACGAGUUCGUCUACGAGGAGGCCCAGCCCCUCGAGGAGGAGGUCGGCGUCGACGAGAUCGACCUCAAGAGCUGGGAGCGCCGGUCCGGCGUCAAGCGCCAGGCCCCCACCACCUCGGGCGUCAGCCUGCCCGGGCACAGCGACCGCAAGGAGCUCCUCGGUCGCAUCGGGUGUGACAAGCAGGUCGAGUGA